This is a messenger RNA of Pantherophis guttatus, 1792 nucleotides long. Lineage: Eukaryota; Metazoa; Chordata; Lepidosauria; Squamata; Colubridae. The record is from RefSeq and is a predicted model, not a curated record.
AGCGGAAAGCAAAGGAAAAGCCGCCUUUAAAACACAGAAAGGAGAAGGAGAGAUUUCUUCCCAGGAGCAAGUGGUUUUCUGGUGCUAAACUCAAAUGUUGGAUUUGGAGUUGCUAUGGAAGAAGAUUCUGGCAGCAUCAUUAUUCUAGAAGGUGAUGAGGAUGAAAGAAUCUACACAGGUGAGGAUCCCCAUUACUCUCCGAUGUACGGCAAAGGUUUUGGUGAUCCGUCAGGCCUCAUGGAUCACGAGAGACCCAAGGCAACCGAGAAAUGGUACAAGUGUGCUGACUGCGGGAAAGUCUUCAAGAAACGAUCGGCCCUCCUUACCCACGACCGGACUCACACUGGAGAAAAACCUUACAAAUGCUCAGAAUGUGGGAACAGCUUCAGUAACAAAUCCAGCCUGACCAGACACAAGAGGAAACACACUGGAGAAAAGCCGUUCGGUUGCUUAAACUGCGGGAAGCGUUUCAGCCAGAGCUCGAGUUUAAUCAGGCAUAUGAGGAAUCACACCGGCCUGAGGCCUUACAUAUGCUCAGAUUGCGGCAAAAGCUUCAAGCAGAGCUCCAGUCUUCUGGUCCAUGGGAGAACUCAUACGGGAGAGACGCCGUAUAGUUGUUCCAUCUGCGGGAAACGCUUUUCCCAGAGCUCAAACCUCGUGAAACACGAAAGGAUCCACACUGGGGAAAAGCCAUACCGAUGCUCAGACUGCGGGAACACCUUUAGUAACAAGUCCAGCCUUACCAGACAUAAGAGAAAGCACACGGGGCAGAAACCCUACAAAUGUUCCCAGUGUGGGAAAAAAUUCAAGCAAAAUUCAGGCCGCCUUAAGCACGAGAGAAUCCAUACACGAGAGAAACCCUACAAGUGCUCAUUCUGUGGGGAAAGUUUCAAGCAGCGUUCGUACCUGGUCAAACACGAGAGAACCCACACGGGAGAAAAACCCUACAAAUGUUCGGUGUGUGGGAAAAGCUUCAGCCAGAGCUCCCACAUCAUUACGCACGAGAGGACUCACACGGGAGAGAAACCCUACCAGUGCUCGGACUGCGGGAAGAGCUUCAACCGCAAAGCCAACCUCCUGGCGCACGAGAGGACCCACACGGGGGAGAAACCUUACGCCUGUUCGGAUUGCGGCAAGUGCUUCAGCCAGAGCUCGUGGCUGAUGGCUCAUAAAAUCAUCCACACCGGGGAGAAACCCUUUAAGUGUUUGGUCUGCGGGAAGCGCUUCAAUAACCGCUCGAGUCUCAUUAAACACAAGAGGUCCCACUCGGAAGAGAAACCCUACAUUUGCUCAGACUGCGGGAAGUCCUUCAAGGAGAGCUCUAAGCUUAUUAAACACCAAAGGAUUCACACGGGCGAGAAGCCGUACCGGUGCCCGUUGUGUGGCAAAGGUUUCUGCUUCAAAUCCAGCCUGAGCCAACACGAGCGAACGCACACGGGAGAGAAGCCCUACGCGUGCUGUGUUUGCGGGAAAACCUUCCGGCAGAAGUCGCAUCUCAUCAGGCACGAGAAGAUGCACAUGGGAGACAAAUCCUACCCCUGUUGAGACUGCCAAAAAGCCAUCGGCUGGGGGCUCCAGGUAGCACAGGAUAAUAUGUGUUCUCCCUGCAGGGAGAGAUACGGCUGAAGUUCUGCCAGCAGCCCCUGUGGUCUUAGAAGGAAGGACGAAAAAACAAAUGAAUUGGAAGGACAGUGAUCUGGGACUUGAAACAAAUUCAUUUUAGCCUGCUUUGUAAAUCUUUUUGCAAUUUUCUUUUUUUUCUAAUAAAAGGAAACCAAAGUAGAUCUCCGAA